GGAAUAAGAAAAAAACUCAACUUCCUGUGUUCAUGUUUCCUUCACUGCCCAUUCCCCUUACGUCCUAGUGAUUUAGGCUAAAAAAUUAAUAAAAAUGAAGUUCAACCCAAUGGUUUCGUCCUCUCGAAGGAAGGCUCGCAAGCGACACUUUUCUGCUCCCUCCCACAUUCGGAGACGACUUAUGUCAGCACCUCUUUCCAAGGAAUUGCGGCAGAAGUACAAUGUACGAACAAUGCCCAUAAGAAAGGAUGAUGAAGUACAGGUGGUCCGAGGACAUUAUAAGGGUCAACAAGUGGGAAAAGUUGUCCAGGUCUACAGGAAAAAGUUUGUAAUCUACAUCGAGAGGAUACAGAGAGAGAAAGCCAAUGGAGCCAGUGUGUACGUUGGUAUCCACCCCUCUAAGACGGUGAUUGUCAAACUAAAGAUGGACAAAGACCGCAAGAAAAUCAUUGAGAGAAGAGCCAAGGGAAGGGCUGCAGCACUUGGCAAGGACAAGGGCAAAUACACAGAGGAGACCACAACUGCAAUGGAGACCUCGUAAUUGUAUUUUAUUAAAAAAAUAAAACAUUUACUGUUUA
This is a messenger RNA of Homalodisca vitripennis (glassy-winged sharpshooter), 578 nucleotides long. Its product is annotated as 60S ribosomal protein L26-like. Gene Ontology annotation, biological process: ribosomal large subunit biogenesis; cytoplasmic translation. Gene Ontology annotation, cellular component: ribosome; cytosolic large ribosomal subunit. The coding region runs from base 95 to 541 and encodes 148 amino acids. Gene Ontology annotation, molecular function: structural constituent of ribosome; RNA binding. NCBI's taxonomy places the organism in Eukaryota, Metazoa, Arthropoda, Insecta, Hemiptera, Cicadellidae. The record is from RefSeq and is a predicted model, not a curated record. The transcript has 4 exons.